GGGUUUCCCUGCCUCCGUUUUGUGGCGCCUCUUGAAGGUCCUGGCAGCCGGGUAGUGAAGAAAUAAAUUACACUAAUUACAUCAAGAGGGAGUGGUCCUUACAUGUAGAUGUAGAAACAAAUUUUUAAAAUAUAAUUUCAUUCUGUAAGCCUAGAGGACUUAUUCUGGCAUGGGGAAGGGGCAGUGACUUGCUCUUCGGCUCUGCCAGGACCUGCUUCCAGGAGGGGGCGGGGCCAAGAUGGCGCCGAGCGCCGGGUGAGCGGCGUCUCGGCUGCGGCUAGAGUUUUCUUGCUGCCCGUGCUCGGCUGGCCGGGGCGGGUCUGAGUGGUACCCGGGAGGAGACCCUUUGAAAGUCCCUUGUGGGGACUGGAAAGAGGACGGUUGGUUGUGUGUCUGUGCUCGUGGGGACCCCGUGUGUGUGCCUGCAUAGGAGAGAUGUUGCAGGAGAUGGGGUGGACUCUCUGAGCCUCAUUUCGCGCUGCCCGGGGAUCUUCGACCUGCUUCUCUGCUGGGAUCUCGCUCAAGUUAACUCUCCCCUGGGACGCCUUCCUGCCGCCUCCACUUGAUCUGAGGAGAUCCUGUGACUGUAGCGUGUUUUAUGAGCCUUUACUGGCAGAGGGUACCGCCGGGUAUUGAAGGAUUCGUAGGAGUUCGCCAGGGAAGUGGGACACGACCGCCUCUUGUAAACCCGGCGCCAGGCACAGAGGUCUCCGUCUCUCCACCGGGGGCUUCAUCCUUCCAGGGAGAAGAGGGACUCCAGAAUGGCUGAGGAGAAGAAGCUGAAGCUUAGCAACACCGUGCUGCCCUCGGAGUCCAUGAAGGUGGUGGCUGAAUCCAUGGGCAUCGCCCAGAUUCAGGAGGAGACCUGCCAGCUGCUGACGGAUGAGGUCAGCUACCGCAUCAAAGAGAUUGCACAGGAUGCCUUGAAGUUCAUGCACAUGGGGAAGCGGCAGAAGCUCACCACCAGUGACAUUGACUAUGCCUUGAAGCUAAAGAAUGUCGAGCCACUCUAUGGCUUCCACGCCCAGGAGUUCAUUCCUUUCCGCUUCGCCUCUGGUGGGGGCCGGGAGCUUUACUUCUACGAGGAGAAGGAGGUUGAUCUGAGCGACAUCAUCAAUACCCCUCUGCCCCGGGUGCCCCUGGACGUCUGCCUCAAAGCUCAUUGGCUGAGCAUCGAGGGCUGCCAGCCAGCUAUCCCCGAGAACCCACCCCCAGCUCCCAAAGAGCAACAGAAGGCCGAAGCCACAGAACCCCUGAAGUCAGCCAAGCCAGGCCAAGAGGAAGACGGACCCCUGAAGGGCAAAGGUCAAGGGGCCACCGCAGCCGACGGCAAAGGGAAAGAGAAGAAGGCACCGCCCUUGCUGGAGGGGGCCCCCUUGCGACUGAAGCCCCGGAGCAUCCAUGAGUUGUCUGUGGAGCAGCAGCUCUACUACAAGGAGAUCACCGAGGCCUGUGUGGGCUCCUGCGAGGCCAAGAGGGCGGAAGCCCUGCAAAGCAUUGCCACGGACCCCGGGCUGUAUCAGAUGCUGCCACGGUUCAGUACCUUCAUCUCGGAGGGGGUCCGUGUGAAUGUGGUUCAGAACAACCUGGCCCUACUCAUCUACCUGAUGCGUAUGGUGAAGGCGCUGAUGGACAACCCCACGCUCUAUCUAGAAAAAUACGUCCAUGAGCUGAUUCCGGCUGUGAUGACCUGCAUCGUGAGCAGACAGCUGUGCCUGCGACCAGAUGUGGACAAUCACUGGGCACUCCGAGACUUUGCUGCCCGCCUGGUGGCCCAGAUCUGCAAGCAUUUUAGCACAACCACUAACAACAUCCAGUCCCGAAUCACCAAGACCUUCACCAAGAGCUGGGUGGACGAGAAGACGCCCUGGACGACUCGUUAUGGCUCCAUCGCAGGCUUGGCUGAGCUGGGACACGAUGUUAUCAAGACUCUGAUUCUGCCCCGGCUACAGCAGGAAGGGGAGCGGAUCCGCAGUGUGCUGGACGGCCCUGUGUUGAGCAACAUUGACCGGAUUGGAGCAGACCAUGUGCAGAGCCUUCUGCUGAAACACUGUGCCCCUGUUCUGGCAAAGCUGCGCCCACCGCCUGACAAUCAGGAUGCCUACCGGGCAGAAUUCGGGUCCCUUGGGCCCCUCCUCUGCUCCCAUGUGGUCAAGGCUCGGGCCCAGGCUGCUCUGCAGGCUCAGCAGGUCAACAGGACCACUCUGACCAUCACGCAGCCCCGGCCCACGCUGACCCUCUCGCAGGCCCCGCAGCCUGGCCCUCGCACCCCUGGCUUGCUGAAGGUUCCUGGCUCCAUCGCACUUCCUGUCCAGACACUGGUGUCUGCGCGAGCAGCUGCCCCACCACAGCCUUCACCUCCUCCAACCAAGUUUAUUGUAAUGUCGUCGUCCUCCAGCGCCCCAUCCACCCAGCAGGUCCUGUCCCUCAGCACCUCGGCCCCUGGCUCAGGUUCCACCACCACCUCGCCCGUCACCACCACCGUCCCCAGUGUGCAGCCCAUCGUCAAGCUGGUCUCCACCGCCACCACCGCACCCCCCAGCACUGCUCCCUCUGGUCCCGGGAGUGUCCAGAAGUAUAUUGUGGUCUCACUUCCCCCAACAGGGGAGGGCAAAGGAGGCCCCGUUUCCCAUCCUUCUCCAGUUCCUCCACCGGCAUCGUCCCCCUCUCCACUCAGCAGCAGUGCCCUCUGCGGGGGGAAGCAGGAAGCUGGGGACAGUCCCCCUCCAGCUCCAGGGACUCCAAAAGCGAAUGGCUCCCAGCCCCCCAACUCUGGCUCCCCUCAGCCUGCUUCGUGAUGCUCCACCUGCCAGCCCCCGGAUUCCCACACAUGCAGACAUGUACACACGUGCAUGCAUACUAAGCGGAAGGAAGUUGUAGAUUGCUUCCUUUCAUGUCACUUUCUUUUUAGAUAUUGUACAGUCAGUUCCUCAGAAUAAAAGUUUGGUUUGUAAGUU
Cercocebus atys (sooty mangabey) is the source of this 2957-nucleotide messenger RNA. RefSeq names its product TAF6 RNA polymerase II, TATA box binding protein (TBP)-associated factor, 80kDa (gene TAF6). Gene Ontology annotation, molecular function: protein heterodimerization activity; RNA polymerase II general transcription initiation factor activity; transcription coactivator activity. The coding region runs from base 762 to 2798 and encodes 678 amino acids. The transcript is spliced from 15 exons. Gene Ontology annotation, biological process: RNA polymerase II preinitiation complex assembly; transcription initiation at RNA polymerase II promoter. Lineage: Eukaryota; Metazoa; Chordata; Mammalia; Primates; Cercopithecidae. The record is from RefSeq and is a predicted model, not a curated record. Gene Ontology annotation, cellular component: SAGA complex; SLIK (SAGA-like) complex; transcription factor TFIID complex.